AUAGAUAGAAUAAAGAAGAUUCAUGGAAAAUUAGAUAAAAUUGACCAGGAAAUAGAUCAUCUCCACUCCACGGAUACCAAACAUCUUAUGAUAAAGAGACCGGAAACAAGUUCCUUCCUCGAUGAAUGCUCUGUUCAUGGCCGGAAGGAAGAGAAGAAAAAAAUAAUUGACUUAUUAUUGUCAUCUGAUCAAAAAUCAAAUACGGAUAAUGUUUCUAUAAUUUCAGUAGUUGGUAUGCCGGGGAUUGGAAAGACAACCCUCGCUCAGAUUAUCUACAAUGAUGAAAAGGUAUGUAGAUGGUUUCAAAUAAGAGCAUGGGUGUCUGUGGACAGAGGCUUUAGUCUCAAAAAACAAAUAAAGUCGAUAAUAUAGUCUAUAGAGUCCACCCGCAGUUCCCCAAACGAAAGGCCGGCCGUUCGGUCCUCCGUAAACAUCAACAGGGAUUUAGAUGUACUUCUAUAUGAACUUAAGCAACUGAUGUCCGAAACGAAAUUCUUUAUUGUUCUAGACGGCAUCUUGGAAAUAAAUGAGGAUGAUUGGAAUCCAUUAAAAGCUGCUUUGAGAGAUGGAGUUAGGGGAAGCAAAAUUCUAAUAACCACCCAGAAUCAAUAUGUAGCUAAGAUUACGGGCAGUAUUUAUACCUUGAGUUUAGAUUGUUUGUCCAAUGAUGAUUGUCGGUCAUUGUUUGAAGAAAAAGCAUUUCCAUGUGGAAGGUCAUGUGGGAACUUGGAAGAAAUUCUUGAGAAAGUUGAUACUAAGUGCAGAGGUGUGCCCUUGGUAGCUAGGACCCUUGGGCACUUCUUUAACUCCAAAACUUACAGGCAUGACUGGGAUGCUAUAUUGGAAAGUGAUCUUUGGUCAAUACUUGGAGUCAAUAAUGACAUCUUUAGAGCUCUGUCAUCAAGCUAUCUUAAACUCCCUACAUGUUUGAAGCAGUUGCUUGCUUACAGCUCCAUAAUUCCCAAAGGCCAUAAAUUUGACAAGGAUAAAUUAGUCCAUUUAUGGAUGGCAGAAGGUUUUAUUAAGCCAGAGGGGUUUGUUCAACAACAAGGGUCCAUAGGAAUAGAAAAUCUGGGAUAUGACUACUUCAAUGAUUUGGCCUCUAGGUCUUUCAUUCAAUGUACAGAUACAAACCAGUCAUCAAAUGAAGGCUCCGAUAACCAGUUAGAAUAUGAAAUGCAUCAUGUCGUCCAUGAUUUUGCAUACUUCAUCUCCCAAUAUAACUGUUUGAAAAUGGAGAAUUUGGAACAGCUAGAAAGGCUCUCUUCAGAUAUCCGUCAUUUGUCACUUCUUUGUAAAAAUAGACGUGAAAUGGCAUUACAGGCCAUCAAUGAAGUGGGAAACAUAAGAACAAUCCUCCGGCGAUGUCAGCAUACUCCUGUCAUUCAUGAAGUCUACUCUCUAGAUAGAGGGUUCGAGAACUUGCGUGUAUUAGACUUAAGUGAUACUAGCAUCAAUGCUUUGCCAGAAUUUAUUGGUUGUUUAAAACAACUUCUGCAUCUUGAUCUAUCUCGUACUUACAUUUCUUCCUGCAAAGAAAUCUGUAGACUUUCUCGUUUGCAAUGCUUGAAACUAAUGGAAUGUCCAGAACUUAGGACCUUGCCAGAAAUGGAGGAAUUGACCAGCCUAAGACAUCUUCAUCUGGACCAAACUCCACUACUUGACAUGCCACGAAAUAUUGGAAGGAUAACCAGUCUUGAGACGCUUUCCCACUUCAUUGUUGGGUCAGAGGAGGAAAACAAGAUUGGAGAGUUGAAGGGGAUGGCAGCAUUUAAAGGAUCCCUGCACAUUUCAAAGCUUGAGCAUGUGAAUAAUGCUGAGGAAGCUAGUGAUGCUGCACUGGUAAAAAAAGAACUUCGGGAGUUAACCUUGGAGUGGAGUGAGCGACAAAAUUACCAAAGUCCUAAUGUUGCAGAUGAAGUCCUUGAUAAUCUCCAACCUUAUGAGAAAAUCAAAGAAUUACAUAUAUUGGGUUUUGGUGGUAGCAGGCCUCCCACUUGGAUGGUCCAGCCAGAUUUUUCCAAUCUUCUCACAGUUUUCCUUCACGGGUUCAAAAACUGCAAGUUCCUUCCACCUCUUGGGCAGCUCCCCUAUCUUCAGUCACUCGGCAUAAGUAAAAUGGACUUUGUGACAGAAAUGGGUGCUUACUUUGGUAAAAGGCGAAAUAGAAAUGGAAGGGAGGUUCCAGCAUUUCCUUCCUUGUUGAUGCUUAAAUUUGAAGAUAUGCCUCGUUGGAAGAGAUGGGAUGGUGUUAAGGAGGAUGAUUUCCCUCGACUUGUUAAACUUACCAUCACCAAAUGCCCUGUGUUAGAGGGUCUUCCUACACUCAAAUUGAAGGAUUGUAUGAAAGCCAUGAUACUCUGUGGGAUAGAAGGGCUGAAAUUCUGAAUGAUUUUGCAUUACUGUGUACAGGGCAGCCCUGUGCACAAGGCUCCCACCGAUGCAGAGUCUGGGGAGGGACAGAUGUAUGCAGCAUUUCCCCUGCACAUACAGAGAGGCUGUUUCCAAUUGCAUUACUGUGUACAAGCUAAUAAAAAUUCAUUGGAAAAGUUUUAAUUUAGGCAGCACUCUACUGGAUUAUUGGUGUUUCAGAUUGUUGCUUGUAUUUUAUCAUACUUGCUAAUGGAUCCCAUUCAUGAGA
This is a messenger RNA of Nelumbo nucifera (sacred lotus), 2641 nucleotides long. Its product is annotated as putative disease resistance RPP13-like protein 1. The record is from RefSeq and is a predicted model, not a curated record. Gene Ontology annotation, molecular function: ADP binding. NCBI's taxonomy places the organism in Eukaryota, Viridiplantae, Streptophyta, Magnoliopsida, Proteales, Nelumbonaceae. Gene Ontology annotation, biological process: defense response to other organism.